AUUGGGAAAAAAAACAUGGAGUCAGCUCCGGCAGCCCCCGACCCCUCCGCCAGCGAGCCGGGCAGCAGCGGCUCGGAGGCGGCCGCCGGCUCCAGGGAGACCCCGCUGACCCAGGACACGGGCCGCAAGAGCGAGGCACCGGGCGCGGGGCGCAGGCAGAGCUAUGCGAGCUCCAGCCGAGGUAACUUUAUAAUCUUUAGGCACCGACAUGUCUCGCUGAAGUCGAGGAAUGAGAACUCACAAGCUAAAGUGUGUUUCACUGGGUGAGGUAUUUGGGGAGUA
This is a messenger RNA of Mus pahari (shrew mouse), 282 nucleotides long. RefSeq names its product nuclear receptor ROR-alpha-like. The transcript is spliced from 2 exons. The record is from RefSeq and is a predicted model, not a curated record. NCBI's taxonomy places the organism in Eukaryota, Metazoa, Chordata, Mammalia, Rodentia, Muridae. The coding region runs from base 16 to 267 and encodes 83 amino acids.